AUGGGAACACUCACAGAGACCGAUCGGACUCGUGUGUCCACAACUGCCGCCGAGAGUUUCGUGAACGACUUCUAUACCAGUCUCAAUGGGUCCCGCGGCCAGAUUGCCUCCUUCUACGUGCCCUCCAACGACCCCUCCACCGGCCGCGUGCUCCCUCACAUCAGCUUCAAUGGAGAGCAGCUCCAAGAUGCCAAUGUUCUUCAAGAUCGCUUCCAGAAGCAGAUGCCGUGGACGCACUUUGAGCCACAAUCUGUCAACGUGCAUGUGCUCAAUCCCAGCGUCAACCCCAUUGACAGCAGCAAAGUCUCGAAGCGAGAGCUGGAGCAAAACAUGUCGUUCACGGUGCAGGUCUCGGGAUACGUUCGACUAGUAGAGCGCAGGGAUGGGCCGAUGAGGGGCUUCAGCGACAACUUUGUGCUCGUGCCCAACCAAGAGGAGGUGGGAGGGCGGGGAACGGGGAAGCAGGGUGAGGGGAGGAAGUGGUUGAUUCAAAGUCAGAAUCUCAGAUUCGUCGUGUGA
Neohortaea acidophila is the source of this 519-nucleotide messenger RNA. RefSeq names its product putative nuclear transport factor 2. The transcript has a single exon. The coding region runs from base 1 to 519 and encodes 172 amino acids. The record is from RefSeq and is a predicted model, not a curated record. Lineage: Eukaryota; Fungi; Ascomycota; Dothideomycetes; Mycosphaerellales; Teratosphaeriaceae.